AUGUCAGAUCAAGAUGCUAACUCUAAAAAUACUCUAUAUCUCUAUAUCUCAAUGCUUGUGAUGCUCAUUACAGGUGCUGGAAACACAAUUCUUCUGAAACUUCAGAUAGAAGUAAGGGAUAACAAUGGUAACAGAUAUAAGCAUCCUUAUUUCAGCUCGGUCGAUGUUUUCAUAGCUGGAUCUUUAGGGCUAGUUCUCUUCUCUGUAUAUAAAUAUUUGGUGGUUAAGAAGCAUGGAAGUUUUAGCAACUCGCCUGAUGUUAUUAACGCUGUACAGAGUGGGAAGAAAGAGUAUAUACAUUGGAUCUGGCUUGUGAUCCCAGCCUUCUGUAACUUCUGCGCAAUUCCUUUAAUGAACCUAGGACUUAUUAUGAUCAAUGCCAGUGUUUAUCAGAUGAUGAGAGGGGGUCUGAUCUUUAUUACUGCAGUAUCAGCAAUCAUAUUUUUAAAAGCUAGGUUGCACAGACAUCAUUGGACUGCUUUGACAGCUAUCAUUAUGGGAGUCACUUUAGUAGGCCUCUCAUCUGUUCUGGGCACCAAUUCAAAGAAUUCAAAUAUUGUGUUAGGUAUAUGAUUGUUACUCAUCUCUCAAUUCUUCUCAGCUACUCAUUGGAUUAUUGAAGAGAAGAUUUUAAAGACUCAUUAUAUCCACCCUUUUAGAAUGGUAGGUUGGCAAGGAAUUUGGAGUUUAUUGAUGACAACUAUUAUGGUAAUUAUAGCCAAUUUCAUUAAAUGCGAUGCUGCCUACUGAUCAGAUGGCCGUUUGGAGAAUGUCCCACUUGCUAUCACGCAGAUGAGAGAGAAGCCAAUCAUAAUAAUGUAUCUAAUCUUACUUAUUAUCUGAAUUUGUGCUUUUCAAUGUAGUGGAGUUUAUACAACCAAAUAUGGCUCUUCGGCUCAGAGAUGUACAAUAGACAUUGCCAGGAUCAUCCUAAUCUGGGGAUUCUUCCUUGCUUAUCCAGGUGAAGGGCAUGAAAGUUUUGAAUAUAUUGAAUUCAUUGGGUUCAUAGGGAUUAUUAUUGGGACAAUUAUCUACAAUGAAAUUUAUGUUCCUCCUAUCCUUGGGUUUGCUCAGAACACAAAAGCCAAUAAGGCAAAGAGAGAUAAACAGAAUGGCCAAUUCACACUCAUGGAGGAAGACAUGGAAGAUGCCCCAGAUGCCCAGUUACCUCAAAAGCAAACUGAGGUGCAUCUAAAUGGGUCUUCAGAUAGCUCUACUAAACCUUUCAUGGAUAGUGUGAGCAAUAAAGACUCUUAG
This is a messenger RNA of Moneuplotes crassus, 1257 nucleotides long. The record is from the annotation of a GenBank genome assembly. NCBI's taxonomy places the organism in Eukaryota, Ciliophora, Spirotrichea, Euplotida, Euplotidae.